Lathyrus sativus (Indian pea) is the source of this 255-nucleotide messenger RNA. Lineage: Eukaryota; Viridiplantae; Streptophyta; Magnoliopsida; Fabales; Fabaceae. The record is from the annotation of a GenBank genome assembly.
AUGGCCGCAAACGGAAUUCCCCCUACUGCUCUCGAUAAAGAACAGAUAUUUGGAAUGGCUGAAAAAGAGAUGGAGUAUAGAGUCGAAUUGUUCAACAAGAUGACCCAGACCUGUUUCAACAAGUGUGUUGACAAUAAGUACAAGGAGUCUGAGCUAAAUAUGGGUGAAAAUAGUUGUAUUGAUCGCUGUGUUUCCAAAUACUGGCAUGUGACUAAUCUAAUCGGUCAGCUGCUUGGUACUGGGAAGCCUCAAUGA